This is a messenger RNA of Moesziomyces antarcticus, 2430 nucleotides long. RefSeq lists its product as uncharacterized. The record is from RefSeq and is a predicted model, not a curated record. Lineage: Eukaryota; Fungi; Basidiomycota; Ustilaginomycetes; Ustilaginales; Ustilaginaceae. The transcript is spliced from 3 exons. Bases 1 to 2430 code for a protein of 809 amino acids.
AUGCAAAGCCAUCUCGAUGGGUUCAUAGCUUCGGCAUGCGCGCAGGUUGCGGUGAAAAGGACCGAGUACUCACUCCUCUUUGGGUUUGCGUUCGAGUUCACUCCGCAGGUGGCUGCUUUUCCGAAUCGUCGGCGCCCUCAAGCCUAUCUGCUGGAUCUGCCCAUCACGGGUCAGUGCGCCUCAGUGUGCCUCCGCGGCCCGUUGGAGAACGCUAGCCGACCGCAUCCAGCUUCGCAGUCGGACACGGGCGCUAGCUUUGACUUUGGCUCUCGCUCUGCCGCAUGCGAGCAGAGUUGGAGGCUGCAAGCUAGAGCUUGUCGUCCGAAGUCGCUUCGUUUCGCACCUUCGCCGCUUCGCGUCUCCGCACUGAUACAGUCCAAUCAAUUCGACAACACGCUCCUUGGCCAGCCAGCCGCUGCGCCUUCAUUCCACCUCCUCCCCAUCCGGCUCUGGCUCUCGCUUAGAGCUCACCUUCACACACCCACUGUUGGCCCACAUUCCAUCCUUUUCCUUUUGAAAGAGCUUGCCAUUGCAGUGGCUGAAGCCAAGAUGCUCCAUUCGUUCCCUCCAUCCGUUCAUCCAGACCCGUUCCACUGCUCUUCGAGCAGCCCGGAUAGGCUUGUUCUGGCUUCGUACGUCGCCACACGUCCCAAUCCCUACACGAUCAAGUCGCAAAACACCCAGUACUACACCUCGCUACGAUCCACGGCGCAAUCAUCGUCGCUUUCGCCACGACGUGCGUCGCCUGGAGUGGCCAACGCCAUCACUACCUCCUCUGCACAAGUCGACUCAAUCGACAGAGCACACAGCUCGUUGCAGGCCGCAGCGAGAACUCCACGAUGCUAUUCCAAGCCGCACGGCUUCAGCCACUCACUCUAUCCUCAGCUCACCAUGGUCAAGUCCAAGAAGCGUCCCGUCAAAGGGCUUGUGGUGAGGGAGGAGCAAACGGUUGCUAAACGCACCAGCACCAUCAAACUCUCUCCGGCAGCGGUCAACAAGCGUAACGGGCAUGUUGCGGAGGCUGCAAAGCAUCGCGCCAGGACUGCUGACGCUGCUGUCCAAUCCUCGCCCACUCUUGACCCCAUGCUUCUGGAGACAGAGCCUUUGCGACCCGAGAUCGGUAGUCCCCUCUCGUCUCCCUCGCCCUCUCCAGCAACCCAGUCACGAACGCGCGCAGCCGCCAGGAUGCAGGUUCCCCGCAUCACCAUCCGCUCUCCCACUCCCGAGCUUGAUCCAGAACACCAACGAUUGCUCGGAGCAGAAAGAAGCGGCAGCGCGGCCACCAACAUGGAAGCGCCUGAAAUGCCCCUGUACAGCAAGUCGCUGCUAGUCGGACUGCAAGCCGACAUGGGCCGCGUCGAAGACGACAUUGAUGCGAUCCUGAGCAAGUAUCUCGAACCGCGUCAGUCGGUGCGAUCGAUCAGCAUCGAGUUUCUCCGAUCCCUCACCUCGUCCGUCUGCCGGCUGCACUCGUAUGUCGAAGAGGCACAUUCGGCGCUGGGAUUCGCCAAGCUGCGCGCCAUCAGCAGCCACCUCUUUCGACACGCGGUCACCGGCUUUAUCCACCUGCUCGAAGAUCCAAUCGCGCCGUACGAGACCGCCGCCAACCUCGCGUUGGUGUCGGCCAAGAUCGUGCACGACUUUGACAAGGCUACCGAGCUGUGCUGCCGUCUGCUCGGCGUGCCCAGCCAGGGCAAGGAGAAGAUCAACCACGGCAAGCUGUUUGCCAACGUGCUCAUGGGCGAGCUCGACAUCGUUCUCGAGAAAGGCGAGGCGAUGGUCGACGGAGACAACAAGCUCGCCCUGCCAGGCACGGGAGCAUUGGUCUUUGACGCGCCCAGCUGCGACAAGGAUGGACAAGAAGCAUGCUCAUUUGCAGGUGGCAGCGCGUGGAAGGGCCGGGCCAGCCUGCGCAAGCAAUGGGCACAGGAGGGGGAGGAACGCAACCAGUUUGCUGCCAUGGAUGUGGUGAGAUUUGUCGGCGAGCUCGGCGUUCAAGAGGUGGCUACGGUCGGCGUAGUGGCUCGCUGGCUGGACCGCUUCCUCACGCGCACUGCCUACAUCGACAUUCCCUCGGCGUGGGAGAUCGAGUGCGCCUGUGCGCUCCUCAUCACCGUCGGUGCCACGCUCGAUCGUCGAGCUUACCCGAACGCUCGAUCGAGGAGCUCGGGCGAGAGGGAAGAAAGCAAUGCACUGCAGCUGCAAGACGCCGUUGCAAGCUCACCGACAACAGAGGACACGGUGCAAGGUGACCCGGCGGCGAUCGAGACCAUGCAAAGGACCAUGCACAGGAUCGACUUUCUCGUCACGCACGCAGAGAUCAGCCCGGCCGCACGCGAGUGGCUCAUCGAGGUGGAGCGUCUACGAAAGAGAGGAUGGCGUCGCGACGACGACGUCCACUUGCCCGAUAUGUCUCUCUUCAGCAAUUGA